Messenger RNA from Pseudopipra pipra, 8426 nucleotides. RefSeq names its product immunoglobulin-like and fibronectin type III domain-containing protein 1. Gene Ontology annotation, molecular function: protein binding. The record is from RefSeq and is a predicted model, not a curated record. Lineage: Eukaryota; Metazoa; Chordata; Aves; Passeriformes; Pipridae.
AGAGAAGGGACAGGGAGAGGAGGGACAGGGAGAGAAGGGACAUUGGAGAGAAGGGACGCGGGAAGGCGAGAGGAGGGAGCAGCUGAGGAGGCUCCGGGGACCCAGCACUGCCCCACCGAGCUCUGCCUGCACAGGGACCGGUUGAGCUGCGGCUGCCCCACACCCGGGGCAGGAGGGUGGCACAGACAUCGGGUGGCACGGGCAGAUCUCUAAAUACCUGUGACCAGGGGCCCGCGGGGCGAUGAGGAGCUCUGCACUCUGAGGCACCACACGGAGCCACCACGGUCCCAGGAGACACAGCAGCGACCUCGAGCAGGACCAUCCCAGAACCCGUAAGGAAAACCCCCGACCUGUUUGUGGUGAUCCCAGAAAGCUGAGCAGGGCACCAUGACCAGCCCCCAGCCAGUAAAAACCUUCAAGAAAUCUGCUAUCCCAGGGGUUCUCAUCACCCAGUUUGUGAAUGAUGUUCCAAAAGGAUGCAGUACACCUGACUUUGAGAGGAAACCUCUCACCCUGACCCUGCAGGAAGGUAAAAAUGCCAUUUUCAGAGCUGUGGUCAAAGGUGUCCCAACCCCAGAGGUGAAAUGGUCACGUACACGAAAAGGGAUGGAUGAUCCUGCCAAGUAUGAAAUGUCCUUCAGUAGUGCUACAAAUGAAUUCAUUCUGCAGAUCAACAGGCUGGUGAUGGAUGACAGUGAUUUGUACCGGUGCUGUGCUGUCAAUGAGUACGGGGAAGCUUCCUGCUCCGUGGGCCUCAGGAUCAUCCAAGUUGGCUUUAAGAAGAAAGCAAAAUAUGUUCCUGUUCAUGCUGCUGAUGAGCUGAAGAAGACACUCCAGGACUCCAAGAAGCUGCUGAGGAAGAGGGUUGUAGCACCAAAACCCAAACCCCUGGACAAAGAGGCCGUGUGGCAGCUGCUGCUCCACGCAGACAGGAGAGACUACGAGAAAAUCUGCAUUAAAUAUGGAAUUGUCGACUUCCGUGGGAUGCUGAGGAAGCUGCAGGAGCUGAGGAAGGACACAGAGAGUGAACAAGAUGAGUUAAUUCACAGUAUCAAAAACUUGGAACACAUCAAAGUCGACAAGGAGGGAAACGCCACGUUCAGCCUGGAGAUGGAGCUGAAAAACAAAAACAGCAACGUGUAUCUGCUCAAGGACGGGCAGCGGCUCCGCUACGGGACGGGGGAUGAGUACAGGAAGCACUGCCUGAGGAGGAUUGGGAGGAGGUACCAGUUCAUCAUCAACGACGUGCAGCCAGAGGAUGCAGGCGUGUACCAGGUCAGGGUGGAGGACGUCCCUGUUUUCUCCACUGAGCUGGAUGCUGAAGCCAUCCCCGCGCGGUUCCAGCAGCCGCUCCGCGACCUGCGCUGCCCCGAGCAGGGGGACGCCGAGUUCCGCUGCGUCCUGCGCACCCCCUGCCACCGCCCCGCCUGGCUGCACAAGACACGCGCCCUGCAGGCCGGCCCCAGGCACCACAUCUCCGUGUCGCCCGACGGCCUCACCCACCAGCUCAUCAUCAGGAACGUGGAGCCCUCGGACAGCGGGAUGUACACGCUGGAGGCGGGGCAGGGCUCCUCCAGCGCCUGGCUGCUCGUGGAGUAUGCCAAAGGGAAGAAGAGACAGGAUGAGGAAGGAAUUGAAAAAAUCGAAAGGGAGACAUCUGAGUGGCUGAAGGAAACGAUGGCAGACAAUGAAAGGGCGAGGAAACUUCGGCGCCAGGAACGUGCCGGGGAUGAAGGUCAUGCCAUGGACACCGGCGUGGAAAAAAAGGGCUGGUACAGGAAGGGUCAAGGCAGCAGCCAGGACAGAGGCCAGGGCAGUGGCCAAGGCAGCAGCCAAGGCUACUCCAUGGAUACUGAUGAUGGAAGCCACAUAUUUUUGGGAAAAGAGGGGCUCCGCAAAACCCACAUAAACGGAGGGAUGGGGCCUGGGCAGUUUUCUGGAGCAGAUCUAGAUGGAGACUCAGUGACAAAUGAUGGCAGCAUCUUUGGAUUAAAAGGCUUAGGAGGCAAAGGUGGAUUAAGACCUGUGCACGACAAGGACUCUGUGCCAGGCAGGGAAGGUCCUGGGGAUGGAGCAGGCGGAUGGGAUUCUGUGGCUGGCAGAGGAGAGGGUGUGCUGGGUGCUGGUCACAUGGACAUGGAUGGUGGAGAAGGUUUGGGCUCUCAGUAUGACAAGGAUGGGAAUUUAGGUGAUCCCAGCUCCAGAGCUGGCUUUGGGGGUGUUGGGAGGUUUGGUGCCACUGAUGGCAGUUCUGUGCCAGAUGGGCUCAGUCCUGGUUCAGCCAGAGUGGGAGAUGGUGUGGGGGAUCUGUUCAGCAGGGCUGGCCCAGGGGCUGCAGCGUGGGGGAGUGCUGCAGGGGCUGCAGGAGGAAUGGGGUCCCACCAUGGCAAGGCUGGUGAUCUGACUGUGGGUGACAUGAACGGAGCAGGGAUAAACAGACAGGGACAAACAGGGGCUCCCUAUGGCAAGGAUGGCCUGGCACCUCAUGCCAGUGCUCAGUUGGGUCAGGGGGGCAGGUCUGGCUCGCUGUAUGGCCCGGGUGGCCUUCCAAGUGGAGAUGGGGCUCUACCUGGUGCAGGUGGCAGUUCUGUAGGAGAAAUGGAGGCUUUCUAUGGUCCAGAUGGUCGGCCACUUGGAGCAGGGGCUGGUGGUGCUGGUGGUUCAGGUGCAGGGGGAUUUGGGGCUCCCUAUGGAAUGGAUGGUGUCCCAGCUGGAGCUGGGGUUGGUGGUGCUGGUGCAGGGGGAUUUGGGGCUCCCUAUGGAAAGGAUGGCAUCCCUGCUGGAGCUGGGGUUGGUGGUGCUGGUGCAGGGGGAUUUGGGGCUCCCUAUGGAAAGGAUGGCAUCCCUGCUGGAGCUGGGGUUGGUGGUGCUGGUGCAGGGGGAUUUGGGGCUCCCUAUGGAAAGGAUGGCAUCCCUGCUGGAGCUGGGGUUGGUGGUGCUGGUGCAGGGGGAUUUGGGGCUCCCUAUGGAAAGGAUGGCAUCCCUGCUGGAGCUGGGGUUGGUGGUGCUGGUGCAGGGGGAUUUGGGGCUCCCUAUGGAAAGGAUGGCAUCCCUGCUGGAGCUGGGGUUGGUGGUGCUGGUGCAGGGGGAUUUGGGGCUCCCUAUGGAAAGGAUGGCAUCCCUGCUGGAGCUGGGGUUGGUGGUGCUGGUGCAGGGGGAUUUGGGGCUCCCUAUGGAAAGGAUGGCAUCCCUGCUGGAGCUGGGGUUGGUGGUGUAGCUGGUGCAGGGGGAUUUGGGGCUCCCUAUGGGAAGGAUGGUCUCCCAGCUGGAGAUGGUGUUGGAGGUGCAGGGGGAUUUGGGGCUCUUUAUGGAAAGGAUGGUGUCCCAGCUGGUGCUGGUGGUACUGGUGGUGCUGGUGCAGGGCCACUUGGGUAUCCAUAUGGAAAAGAUGGCAUCCCUGCUGGACUAGGUGUUGGUGGAGCUGAAGGUGGUGGCAUUGGAGGUGUUGGAUCUUUGUAUGGGAAGGAUGGUCUCCCAGUUGGAGCAGGUGUUGGUGCUGCUGGUGUAGCUGGGGCAGGGGGAUUUGGUUCUCCCUAUGGAAAGGAUGGUCUUCCAGCUGGAGCUGGUGUUGGUGGCGCUGGUGCUGCUGGUGCAGGGGGGGUUGGGUAUCCAUAUGGAAAAGAUGGUCUCCCUGCUGGUGCAGGCACUGGUGGAGCUGCAGGUGGUGGCUUUGGAGGUGUUGGGUCUCCUUAUGGAAUGGAUGGUUUCCCAGCUGGAGCAAGUGCUGCUGGUGCAGGGGGAGGUGGGGGUCCCUAUGGAAAGGAUGGUCUCCCAGUGGGAGCAGGUUUUGGUGCUGCUGGUGUAGCUGGUGCAGGGGGAGUUGGAGCUCUCUCUGGUGUCUCUGGUGUAGCUGGUGCUGGUGGUGCUGGUGCAGCUGGUGCAGGGGGAAUUGGGGCUCCCUAUGGAAAGGAUGGUGUCCUGGCUGGACCAAGCAUUGGUGGAGCUCCAGGUGGUGGUGUGGGAAGUGUUGGAGCUCCAUAUGGAAUUGAUGGUUUCCCAGCUGGUGUUGGUGGUGCUGGUGCAGGGGGAGUUGCAGCUCCCUUUGGAAAGGAUGGUCUUCCAGUUGGAGCUGGUGUUGGUGGUGCUGGUGUUGGGGCAUUUGGGUCUCCCUAUGGAAAGGAUGGUCUUCCAGCUGGGGCUGGUGCUGGUGGUGCUGGUGCAGGGGGAGUUGGUUCUCUCUAUGGAAUAGAUGGUGUUGCAGCUGGGGCUGGUGGGGUUGGUGCAGCUGGUACAGGGGGGGUUGGGGCUCUCUAUGGAAAGGAUGGUGUCCUGGCUGGAGCAGGGGUUGGUGGUGCUGGUGGUGCAGGGGGAGUUGGGGCUCUCUGUGGAAAGGAUGGUCUCCCAGCUGGAGCUGGUGGUGGUGAUGUUGCUGGUGCUGCAGGAGUUGUGUCUCCCUAUGGAAAGGAUGGUCUCCCAGCUGGGGCUGGGGUUGGUGGUGCUGGUGGUGCUGGUGGUGCAGGAGGAAUUGUGUCUCCCUAUGGAAAGGAUGGUCUUCCAGCUGGGGCUGGGGUUGGUGGUGCUGGUGCUGCUGCAGGAGUUGUGGCUCCCCAUGGGAAGGAUGGUGUCCCAGCUGGGGCUGGUGGGGCUGGUGUAGCUGGUGCUGGAGGAGUUGGGUCUCCCUAUGGAAUGGAUGGUCUCCCAGCUGGUGCAGGAGUUGUGUCUCCCCAUGGGAAGGAUGGUCUCCCAGCUGGGGCUGGUGGGGCUGGUGUAGCUGGUGCAGGGGGAGUUGUGUCUCCCUAUGGGAAGGAUGGUGUCCCAGCUGGGGCUGGUGUUGUGUCUCCCUAUGGAAAGGAUGGUGUCCCAGCUGGGGCUGUGGCAGGAGCUGCUCCUUUUCCCUUUGGAGGUGAGGGAGCGAUGGGAUCUCAGCGUGGCAGGGAUGGUGGGCUGGGCAGAGCUCUGGGAUAUCCAGGGGGAGCAGGAGGAGAGAACUUUUCCGUGGAAGGGGGGGGUGUGAGUGGCUCUGCAGUGUGGGGCGCUGGGUCUCCCUAUGGCAAGGAUGUGGGAUCAACUGGAGCCUGGGCUGGUGCAGGAGCUGGUGGGAGGUUGGGAGGGGAUGGAAGGGAUUCAUUCCUUGGUAAAGGAGGUGUGGGAGGUGGUGGUGGACCAGGUGGUGAAUAUGGAAAGGGCAUUGCCAGUGAUGGCAGAGGAUCAGGGAACCAAGGUUCAGUUGGUGACAGAGGGUCACUGUCAGGUCAAGGAGAUGUCUGGGGUGAGGGCAGAGAUUUAGGACAGUUGGGCUCCCUUUAUGGCAGAGAUUCCGCCUUUGGAGGGGCAGGGAGCAAAUCCUGGAACAGACCUGUUGAUGGGAGCAGUUCAGGUGGUUUUGGUCAAGGUCCACCCAGUCAUGACCAGACGUCAGCUCUUUUUGGUGGGCUUGCCCCAGCAAGCCAGAGAAACGAGGAACCUGACGUGGAUGUUAAAGCAAAGGAGCUCCCCACCAACACGGAAAGUACAGCCCAGAAGAGACGGUCCUGCCUGGAUGAUCUCAAAGUCCCCCGGUGUUACCUCAACAAGCAGCUGGCCACGGUCCGGGUGGUGAAGGGGGAACCAGCCGAGCUCUCCUGCACCGUCAGCAAGGACAACGUGACAGGAACCUGGUUUAAAGACGGGCUGAAGUUGACAAGCAUGCAAGGAGUUGUGUUUGAAAAGAAAGGUCUAGUCCACAAACUAAUUAUUAACAAAGCUGAAGACAUUCAUGCUGGGAAAUACAGGUUUGAAGGUGGAGAUGUGAAAACUGAGGCUUCAAUUUUUGUUGAAGACCCUCCACAGGUUGACAAAGUUCUCCUCAAGAACCUGAGCAGUGUCCCCACGGUGGCCAAGGCCGGGCAGGCAGUGAAGCUCAGGAUCCCCUUCGAGGGCCGUCUGCCCAUCAGGGCCACGUGGCUCAAGGACAAGAUGGAGCUGGCAGAUGACACCAGGAUCCGUGUGGAUAAAACAGACACCCACACCACGCUGUCCAUCCCCAGCUGCGACAGGAGGGACUGUGGGGACUACAAGGUCAGGCUGAAGAACGACAGCGGAGUCCUGGAGAUCAACUUAAAGCUCAUGGUCAUAGACAAGCCACAGCCACCAGCAGGACCCAUCAAAGUCGUGGAGAGCUCUGCCAAUGCCAUCACCAUCCAGUGGCAGCCCCCAAAGGACGAUGGGGGCAAACCAGUGCAGAGGUACCUCGUGGAGAGGCAGCAGGCGGGCAAGAACGACUGGGAGACCUUGGGAGACACCCCCAGGAGCUGCACCACCUUCACCACCACCAAGGUGGAAGAAGACACGAGCUACUACUUCAGGGUGAGGGCCGUGAACGUGGAGGGGACGAGCGACGCGCUGGAGUCGGGCGAAGUGAAGGCGGCUGGCAAAGCUUCCCCUGGUGCCCCAGAUCCCCCUGAGAUUGUCAGUGCCAGCAGGGACACCGUCACAAUAUCCUGGAAAGCACCUCGUAAAACUGGCACUUCCCAAAUCGUGGGAUACAUCGUUCAGAAACGCAAGAAGGGCACCAUGACCUGGCUGCCAGUCACCAAUGGGCCUGUGAAAGACAAGAAGCUGAAGGUGACCAACCUCAAGAAGGGCGUGCAGUACGAGUUUCGGGUGGCAGCUGUCAAUGCUGCUGGCACAGGAGAUGCCAGCGACCCCUCCCCGCCCGUCUUUGCCCGGGACCCCACGAAAUCCCCGGGCCAAGUGCAGGAGCUCAGAGUGAGCAGCUGUGACAGCACCAGCGUCACCCUGACGUGGAACAGGCCCGAGGUCAAGGACGGGAACGAAGUGAAGGGCUACGAGGUGGAGAUGAGGCCUUCCCACAGCUCCAGCUGGACCAAGUGCCUCACCCUCCCUGCAGAGGCCACCACGGGCACCAUCAAGGGCCUGCAGCCCAAGGAGAAGUAUUUUCUGCGUGUGAGGGCCCUCAACGACAGCGGCCCCGGGGAGGCCGCGGAGCUCGAGGCCGUCGCGGAGGCCGCGGCCCCGGCGGUUCCCCCCAGGUUACUGAUCGACGACACGGUGCAAAACCUCCUGGUGGUCAGAGCAGGAAACCCCAUCCGGGUGAAUAUUCCCUUCGAGGGCUCUCCCGAGCCGGCGGUGCUCUGGCUGAAGGACGCUCCCCUUCCCGACCGGGCUGCCAUAAAAACCCAGGAUGGCUCCACCCGGCUGCUGAUCGGGGCGGCCGAGCUCGGGGACAGCGGCUGCUACAGCGUGGAACUGCUCAACGGGCUGGGCAAGAGAGAGACCUUCAGCUUCCAGGUGCAAAUCACAGACAUCCCACAGCCUCCUGGACCACUGAGGUUGGAAGAGAAUGUGCCCAACACAGUGACAGUGACCUGGGAACCGUCAGCAUCUGAGAAGUGGGAGAAGAACCUCUACUACACCGUCCUGAAACGGGAGUCCCAGAAGGGCGUGUGGCACGUGGUGGGGGACCUGCUCUACAACAACAAGUUCACGUUCACCAGCGUGAUCCCAGGCAGGGAUUAUUACUUCAGGGUGGUGGCCAAGAACAGCCUGGGAGCCAGUGCUCCAUCUGAAACCGUGCAGCCUUGGAGGAUUCGAAAAGCAAAGGCUGAGAUCUGGGUCAGACCCCAGAGGUACAGGGGAGUCAACCAAAACCAGCACCCCAGGUUCCUCGUCCCGCUGAAGCCCCACGUGGUGGUGACAGGCAGUGAGUGUCACAUGAGCUGUGCAGUGGGGGGCCACCCCCCCCCAAAAGUCACCUGGUACAAAGACAACAGAGACCUCUCCAAGGAUCCAAACUACUUCUGCACAAACGACUUUGGAGUCUGCUCCCUGGUCAUCCUGGGGGUCACCAAGCAGGACGCAGGGGAAUACAUGGUGGAAGCCUCCAAUGAAGUGGGUCGUGUCUCCAGCAGAGCCUUCCUCGCCAUCAAAGACUCCGCCCUGUAGCUUGACCCUGCCGAGAACAUCCCUGCCCUGCUCUGUGGAUGAGAAGGUUUCAGUGAGGACUGGUCCAUCCUAAGCCUGUGCAUUUAUUUUCAGAUGUUCACUGGAGCCCAAGGGGUUUAUUUUUCACACCCAGUAAUUGCAUUUUGAACACGACACUGUGUUUUAGUCAAAAUCAGGGGGAAAAUGUUUCAAGAGAAUUGUAUUUUUAUUUUUGUAAUGAUCAUGGCUUUCCACUAAACCUUUAAAACACACAUUAGAAGCUUUGGGAACACAGAAGAUGAGAGGAAAAAUAGUUGGCCAAAAUGAAACUUUCCAUGGAGAGCACAGGCAGCAGAGACCAUCCCAGCACAGCCCUCACCUGCUGUCAGGCUGCAACAGGGACAUUUCUGGCCACCAGAGAUCCCUGGAGUUGGCCUUUCCCAUGUGGUUUUCUAAGCCAAAACAACCCCUCUGGAUUCCACUGGAUUCUCAGCAGGUUUCCUAACUCUGGGAGAAGCAGUUCUGCAUGUCUUGCACUGCCAGUGGCAGCUCAGUGUGUUGUU